UUUUCUAGCUCGGACGCUUAUCAGCUCGCAGUUUUCUCCCCAAACCAUUAAAAAAAUGCGCUCAGUUGGUGCAAUUUCUUUGGCCUGUCUGUGCCUUAUUGCUGCUAUAUCGAUGGGUAAUGGCUACCCCCAGGAACUGGCAGAUCAAGUACAGGCCUAUACCAACACUUUGUUCGAUGAACUACCGGAGGAAUCAUAUCAAGCUGCGGAGGAAAACUAUCGUCUGAAGCGAGCCACCUGUGACCUACUAAGUGGAUUCGGCGUCGGAGAUAGUGCCUGUGCUGCGCAUUGUAUUGCCCGGCGGAAUCGAGGCGGUUACUGUAACUCAAAGAAGGUCUGUGUUUGCCGAAAUUGAUAGAACAAUCAGUUUCAUCGGUGUAUGAAGUACCUGUACGAUAAUAUGUUCCUACUUAGUUUUAUUUGAAAUUUCUUCAGUAAAAGUUAAAGAAAGUUAUGAAAAUAAAGCAAUACGGUUUUCUAUACAACCGGAAGUGUUAUAA
This is a messenger RNA of Topomyia yanbarensis, 500 nucleotides long. RefSeq names its product defensin-C-like. Gene Ontology annotation, biological process: defense response to bacterium; humoral immune response. The transcript is spliced from 2 exons. Bases 56 to 355 code for a protein of 99 amino acids. Lineage: Eukaryota; Metazoa; Arthropoda; Insecta; Diptera; Culicidae. The record is from RefSeq and is a predicted model, not a curated record.